Geodia barretti is the source of this 483-nucleotide messenger RNA. The record is from the annotation of a GenBank genome assembly. Lineage: Eukaryota; Metazoa; Porifera; Demospongiae; Tetractinellida; Geodiidae.
CUGAUCGGGGACAUUCUGAGCCGCUUCGAGCACGCGGGCCUCAAGGUAGUGGCCGCGAAGCUGACCCGGUUGGACAAGCAGCGGGCGGAGUCUUUCUACGAAGUGCACCGGGAGCGGCCGUUCUUCAACAGCCUGACCGACUACAUCUCCACGGGCCCGAUAUUCGUGUCGGUCCUGGAAGGUGACGGAGCCAUCGCCAAGAACCGGGAGAUCAUGGGCGCCACCGACCCCGCCAAGGCGGCUCCAGGGAACGAUCCGGAAGGAUUGGGGCACCAACGUGGAGGAGAACGCCGCGCACGGGUCCGACGCCCCCGAGACCGCGGCCGCGGAGAUCGCAUUCUUCUUCACCGCCGGCGAGAUCCAGUCGUCCGGGUCGUAGGCCGCCGCCGAUCAAUCGGUAUGGCGUCCUUCGACUCGCUUGUCCUGAGCUUGUCGAAGGGCUCAGGACGAACGUUGCCGGGAUCAACUUGCCGUUCGUCCUGA